Cyphomyrmex costatus is the source of this 1678-nucleotide messenger RNA. Its product is annotated as Heparan sulfate 2-O-sulfotransferase. The transcript is spliced from 7 exons. Gene Ontology annotation, molecular function: heparan sulfate 2-sulfotransferase activity. Bases 320 to 1354 code for a protein of 344 amino acids. NCBI's taxonomy places the organism in Eukaryota, Metazoa, Arthropoda, Insecta, Hymenoptera, Formicidae. Gene Ontology annotation, cellular component: membrane. The record is from RefSeq and is a predicted model, not a curated record.
GCGUGAUUUUUUAACCUAAAAAGUUAUACGCUUUGUCCGAUUUUGCCGCUGGUCGCGGCAUAUGGCAAAUACAAAGUACUUAUUGCACAGUACACUAAUUACACUUACAAUUUGACAAUUGUCAAAUGUUGGCGUAUAAAAACUAGCGUGCGUUUUAUAAAAAAGGGAUCGAUUAUAUACAAGAAAGGAAGAAGGAUACCUUGCAUGAACACCUGGCAUACCUAUAUAUCAUUUUGAGCUCUUGUGGCUCGACUUCAAGCACGGCAUGCUCACGGGCGGCCGACACGAGUGAUAGGUAUGAUUUGAGCGACGACGUAAAAUGAUACUGAGAAACUUGCCAUUUACGCCAUGGGUUCUAAUCCUGAUUCUUGUCAUCGUGAUAGUCUAUCUGCGACAGCGAUUAAACAACCUGGAGGAGAGCUACAGAUCGCUCCAUGAUACUAUUGCACAAAUUGAUGCUAGGUAUGACAACGGACAUGCCGAGGCUCGAAGAGGUAUUGAGGAUGAUCUAGAGGACGUUGUUGUGAUAUACAACAGAGUACCAAAGACAGCAUCCACUAGUUUCAUGGGAUUAGUUUAUGACCUAUGCAAGCAGAAUAAGUAUCAUGUGCUCCAUAUUAAUGUGACCAAUAACAUGCACACCCUUACUUUUGCUAACCAGGUUCAAUUUGCAAACAACAUAUCAAACUGGAAUAGUAUAAAGCCAGCAUUUUACCAUGGACAUAUGGCGUUUUUAAAUUUUGGAAAAUUUGGUACUAAACGUAUGCCUUUGUAUAUAAAUUUAUUGAGGAAACCUUUAGACAGAUUUAUAUCAUAUUAUUACUUUUUAAGAUACGGAGAUAAUUUUAGACCUCAUGUUAUAAGGAAGAAACAUGGAGAUACAAAGACAUUUGACGAGUGUAUAAAUAGUGGUCAAUCUGACUGUGAUCCUAAUAACAUGUGGCUGCAGAUUCCAUUUUUAUGUGGUCAUGAUCCAGCUUGUUGGGAAAUUGGUAAUAGCUGGGCAUUAGAGGAAGCCAAGCGGAAUCUACAAAAGUAUUACUUCCUGGUUGGAGUAACAGAAGAGUUAAACGAGUUUGUAGAAGUAUUGGAGAAUGUAUUACCGCGGUUUUUUAGAGGUGCAUACAACUUCUUCUUACAUAAUAAUAAGUCACACUUACGACAAACUACACAAAAACUCAAUCCACUACCUGAAACAGUAGGCAUAAUUCAGCAAUCGGUUGUAUGGAAGAUGGAAAAUGAAUUCUAUAAUUUCGCUUUGGAACAUUUUCAUGCUGUGAAAAGACGACUCAUAAAUGCUUCCCCUCAAGAUGUAAAUCAGCGUUUCAUGUAUGAAAAAAUACGGCCAAAGUAAACUACUGUAAGAAAUUUAGAGGAAAUAGGCACAACAUAGAAACCAUCAGCAUCAAGGGUUGUGUGGCUCGGUGGCAAACGGAUGUCUAGUAAUGAGAAAACCAGGCCUCGGUUCGAAUCUCAGAGCGUCUUCAUAUUUUUUUCAUGUUGUCGCUUAAUCCUACUUCUGAAGUUGUAAGCGACAGCACAAGAAACAUAACGUUGAUAGCUUCUCUAUUGUAUCUAUUUUCUCUAAGUUUCUUACACUACUUUUUUACAUAGGACUUUGCUCCUGCUGAAUGAUGCAAUAACGCAAUUGACUGCAAAAUGUGUAUUUAUUGUAAUU